UUUUUAUGAACUUUUUGACAUAUGACCACCAAAACGCCUCAAACUGUCAUGGCGAAUCGUGUGACGUCAUACGUUGCAAAACACAGUGCUGUUUGUUUUUGGUGGAUGAAGCGUUCUUAUAAUUAAAGCAAUAAAAUGGAUCACAAGUUUUACAAAUAUUGUAUAGUGCCUCAGUGCGAAAGCUCGACUAUUAAAACACCUGAAAAACUAUUUAUACAUGUGCCUAGAAAUGAACAAAGGCGAAAGUGGCUACAACUUGCAAGACGCGACGUGAAUGUGGCUUUGGAUUCAAAAAUGUACUUUUGUGAGGAUCAUUUCGAUUUGCCAAAUGAUAUGGAAAAUUACAUGGAAUAUCAUGUCAUGGGAUUUGUAUCGCAAGUUCGGAUGAAACCAGAUAUUUUACCUAGUAUAUUUGAUUGUCAACCAGAUAGAAGAAAACGAGCAAGCAGUAGUUUGGAACGACCAUGUGCUCUAAAAAGACAAAGGAUGACUAUAAUAGCAGAGUGCUUAAAUAAAACAGACAGCAGCAUUGCCAAAACUACUCCAGUUCAAGAAAAAUCUCCAGUUAUUAAUGAAGAUUUACAAAAAACUAGAAAAACAGAAGAUUGCUUAAAUAAAACAGUUGAGAGCAGCAUUGCCAGCACUAGUUCAGUUCAAGGAGAAUCUUCUGUUACAAAUUCAGAUUCACACAUGAUCGGAGGAAUUUUACAAGAACCUAAAAAAACAGCAAAUAAAUGUGUACAAGUAUUGCUGACAAAGAAAUACAGAAGCAAAGCUACUCAAACACAAAAGAAAUCAGUGGACCAGGCAGCUUCACCACCUUCACCAUUCAGAUAUAGCAAAAAUGUUUCUACAUCUCCAUUUAAAGUUGAACAUGUACAACCUAAACUAUCACGACCAUCUGGAUCUGGAAUAUCAAAGAAGUUGUUAUGGGAAGAAGAUAACUCAGAUAGUGAUUUUUCUUUAUGUAAGUCAACUGUGACUCAUUCAGAAUCUUCACCGUCUACAAAAUCUACUUCAAGUGGCAGCGAAACAGUUAAACAGGAGAAAAAAUCAAUUGAAGCUGUACAAAAUAUAAUUAAUAAAAUUAAAAAUAAACCUAGGUUUUACAUUGGAAUACCCAAAAGCAGUUACUUUUUAUUGGACAUAAUAAGUAAAGAAACCAAUAUUUCAAUAGAAAAUUUGAUGUUAUGUUUGAAAAAAAUUCGCUUAGACACUAAAAAUCAAGAACUAGCUGAUGACUUUGCAAUGACACCAUCGAAUGUUACCAAAAUUUUUUUUAAACAUGUGCUUACAUUAGCAAGUGUGUUGCGUCCAUUCAUUGUGAACAUAGAUAAAGAAUUAAAUAGAAAAACCCUGCCCAUGGCAUUUAGGCAUAAAUAUUAUAACGUUAGCUGCAUUAUUGACUGUUUAGAAAUCGAGGUGCAAAAGCCAUCUAAGUCAGUCAACCAAGCAUUAACUUGGUCUGAAUAUAAAAAAGCCAAUACAAUUAAAUAUUUAAUAUCUUGCACUCCAAAUGGAUUAGUGAACUACAUAUCGCAAGGAUUUGGGGGCAGAACAACGGAUACAUGCUUGGUAGAAUCGUGUGAUUUUGUAAAUACUUUAGAAAAAGGAAUGGUUGUAAUGGCAGACAGAGGGUUCAAACACAUUGAACAGUUUUUAUUAAAGUCUAGGGUUCAAUUAGUUAGACCUCCAAGUGUACAAUCGGGUGGAAAACUAAGUAAGGUUGAGGCUAAGCAAACAAAACAAAUUGCUAGUUUAAGAAUACAUGUGGAACGUGUGAUACGGCGUUUGAGAGAAUUUAAUAUGUUAAGACCACAUGCAUGUGUCAAUACAAAUCAUGUAAAAAUAUUAGAUGAUAUUAUUACUAUAGCAUGUGCUUUAAUUAAUUUGCAAGAUUCUCUAAUUAAAUAAAACUUCAAAUGAUGCCUUGUUUUAUUUAUUAU
Molecule: messenger RNA, 1946 nt
Organism: Helicoverpa armigera (cotton bollworm)
Lineage: Eukaryota; Metazoa; Arthropoda; Insecta; Lepidoptera; Noctuidae
Exons: 4
Coding region: 136-1914 (592 amino acids)
Source: RefSeq, a predicted model, not a curated record